This is a messenger RNA of Penicillium vulpinum, 708 nucleotides long. RefSeq lists its product as uncharacterized. Lineage: Eukaryota; Fungi; Ascomycota; Eurotiomycetes; Eurotiales; Aspergillaceae. The transcript is spliced from 2 exons. The record is from RefSeq and is a predicted model, not a curated record. Bases 1 to 708 code for a protein of 235 amino acids.
AUGGUUCUGUCUCUUACUAGUGCCAUAGAGCAGCUUUCCCAGGCUUCAAGAGAUAUUGAGCGUCGGAACGGCGUGAAAGAAAAAGAAAGGAAAAGAAUUAAGGCAGCCGCCACAUUACUGAGGAAUGGGUACCCACCCCAGGACUCUAUCGGAGCAGGUCGACAGUCGACUUAUCUCGACUUCCUCCGCAAGGUUCUACAGCUGAACGGCCCAUCCAUGGUCGUUCUUUGUGCUAUUGGCUUGGGACUGUCGGCAAUUGCCAUCGCAAAGGAGAGUAUACGACUUGAUCUUCCAUAUGAGAUCCAAAAUCACUCUGACCUUGACAACCCUGUGCUCCGAUGGCUUGCACGUCAGUAUCUCAGUUUUUCUCUCUACCCAGAGGCUCCCCAGGCUCCCUUACAAGCCGAUAAUGGAACGGUGAACCAAGUCUCCGAGUCUCACGACGCUCUCGAGCAUCAGGAGCGGGGUCAAGGAAGCUACCAAAUCAUUCAACCGAUCUUUAGCCCUUUGACCGGAGAUGUAUACGAGCUCAACGUGCAAGAUAUUCGAGAUAUCAUAGAAUCGGGCCAGAUAUCAGGCGCAGUAUGGCUCACAGACACGUAUGGAGUGAACACGACAUCUUUUGUUACAAUUCCAGUCAGUAACGAGCUGACGGAUCAAUUAAUCUUACACCGUCCAUUGGCAACAUGGAACCAGCCGCCAAACUAA